Geodia barretti is the source of this 1263-nucleotide messenger RNA. The record is from the annotation of a GenBank genome assembly. NCBI's taxonomy places the organism in Eukaryota, Metazoa, Porifera, Demospongiae, Tetractinellida, Geodiidae.
AUGAACUACGACAUAAAAACAACGGAACUCGCAUCAGCUGGUAAACAACGAAUUGAUUGGGCAAACCGAUUCAUGCCCGUUUUAGAUUCCAUCCGCGAGCGGUUUCAAAAUGAACGCCCGUUGGACGGAUUGAGAGUGGCAGCGUGCCUACAUGUCACAACUGAAACAGCCAAUUUGAUGAAAACGCUGAAGGCAGGUGGUGCGGAGGCGGUUGUCUGUGCAUCAAAUCCACUCAGUACGCAGGACGACGUUGCCGCAUCUCUUGUGGUCGACGAAAAGAUAGGUGUAUUUGCAAUUAACGGAGAAGAUACUGAAACCUAUUACAAGCACAUUGAUGCCGCACUUGAUAUGCAACCGACUAUUACUAUGGAUGACGGUGCUGACCUCGUCUCAAGACUCCAUUCUGAAGAGGCAAAUCCAGCUUUAUUGGAGCAAGUCGUUGCAGGAACAGAAGAAACAACAACCGGAGUUAUCCGACUCAAGAGUAUGGCAACCGAAGGUGUGUUGAAAUACCCGAUUAUCGCUGUGAACGACGCACGGACGAAGCAUUUUUUUGAUAACCGAUACGGCACCGGACAAAGUACAUUAGACGGUAUUAUCAGAGCGACGAAUCUGCUCAUUGCCGGAACGACAGUCGUUGUGGCAGGCUAUGGUUGGUGUGGCAGAGGAGUUGCUAACCGGGCACGCGGCUUAGGCGCGAACGUCAUUGUGACGGAGGUCAUCCCUUUAAAAGCAUUAGAAGCAGUGAUGGACGGAUUUCGAGUGCUGCCGAUGCAGAAAGCGGUUCAGGAAGCAGGUUUGGUUAUAACGCUCACAGGGGAUAUUCACGUCUUACGCCAAGAACAUUUCAAAGCGAUGAAGGACGGCGCGAUUAUAGCGAAUUCCGGUCACUUCAACGUUGAAAUCGACAUCCCAGCACUUGAAAAAUUGAGCGUUGAUAAAGGGAAAGCGCGCCCGUAUGUAGAGGUAUACACCCUCGGAGAUGGUAAGAAACUCUAUCUUAUUGGCGAAGGCAGGCUGGUAAACUUAGCUGCUGCUGAAGGACAUCCGGCAAGUGUUAUGGACAUGAGUUUCGCAAAUCAAGCAUUGUGUCUUGAGUACAUCGCCCAAAAUCGGGAUAAUCUUGAGAAUCGUGUAUAUGAUGUCCCCGAAUCUAUAGAUGAAACCGUAGCGCAACUCAAGUUGGAAGCAUUUGGCAUUGAAAUUGAUACACUCACAGCGGAGCAGGAAAAAUAUCUUAACUCGUGGGAAAUGGGUACUUAG